AUGCUCCCGACUCACUUUGCCAUUCCUGUCCUCAGCUCGCAGCAUGCCGACGACGUUCACCGCGACAACGACGACAUGACGGCUCGGCAUCAGAAUGGCGCCAACACAUAUCCACCUCUGGCAUCAGCAAAUGGCAGUCGUCUCGAGGUCAACCAUGCUCCUUCAAAUCCCACGGUGAAGAAGCUUCUAGGCUCUCGAGGCAUCGCCUCACUCACCAUCGACACGGGACCUCUAUCACGGCAGACCGCAAGGAAGAACCUCACAGCAACGGAAGCAUCACCGACCGUUUCCACUGCUGCUCCCGUCACAGCAAAACGAGGUCGAUGGCACACGGUCGAGUUCAAGUUUUACUACCUCGUCUUUGCCAUCGCGGUGCCGUUGAUGGUGUACGUACCCGUCCGUCUCAGUCGACCGUCGAAUCCGAACUUUUACUCGUACUCCGGCCACCUAAAACCAGGCUGGAUCGCAGGCAGGUUGCGCGAUGACAGUGACUUUCAGUAUCGCUCGUUUCGCGACUACGUUCCGGCGUUGAUAGGUAUCAUGGGUGUGUAUCUCUUACUUUCCAAAUCGUUCACCUUGUUGCCCUCGCCCACAUCAGCGCAAUAUACCCGCGUCGGCAAUGACAACAACAACAGCAUUGCACCACCGUCAGUCAAACCCAACAGGAUCGUGUUCCUGGCCGUCUUCACCGCCAUCUUUAUCUUUGCUUUGCACGGAUUCAACUCGCUCAAGCUGCUGUUGGUGCUGGCGAUCAACUACGGCUUGUCGAAAGCGCUUGGUGGGACGAGGAUCGCGCCAGCCGUGGCGUUUGCAUUCAACAUUGGCGCGCUGUUCGCAGUGCACUGGAACGACGGGUUCGAGUACAGUGCUAUCUCACCGGGGUUGAGCUUCCUCGAGGUGUUCAAAGGGUUGCUGCCGCGCUGGCAGAUCAACUUCAACAUCACGAUGCUCAGAUUGGUCUCGUUCGCCAUGGACUAUCACUGGGCGAAGUGCGACGCCAACGCAGGGGCACAAGCUGGGAGGGCGAUGAGCGAGACGCUGCGGGAAGGCAAAGAGGCGACGUACCAAGAACGUACGCGCCUCACACGACAUCUGGAAGAAUACAGCGUGGGUAACUACCUGCUGUACGUCCUGUAUCCUCCGCUGUUCAUCGCCGGACCCAUCAUGACGUUCAACGACUUUACUCAUCAGCUGCGCCACCCCUGUCGCAUUGAAACGUCCACGGUGGUGCGCUACGCCAUCCGCUUCGUUGUGUCGCUGAUGACGAUGGAGCUGAUCCUGCAUUUCGUAUACGUCAACGCGAUCAAGGACUCGAAAGCGUGGGUCGGAGCUACACCGCUCGAGCUAUCCAUGAUCGGAUUCUGGAACCUGAUCAUCGUCUGGCUCAAACUACUCAUCCCAUGGCGAUUCUUCCGCCUCUGGGCUAUGGCAGACGGCGUCGAAGCUCCGGAGAACAUGGUACGCUGCAUGGCCAACAACUACUCGACGCUCGGAUUCUGGCGCUCCUGGCAUCGAUCGUACAACCUCUGGAUCGUACGAUACAUCUACGUACCCUUGGGUGGGAGUCGCAACCAGGUGCCCGCAACGCUGCUCGUCUUCACGUUCGUCGCGCUGUGGCACGAUCUCAGUCUGAAACUGCUGGCGUGGGGUUGGCUGAUCACGUUCUUCAUCGUACCCGAGAUCGUAGCGAGGAAGGCGUUGCCGUACAAAGAGUACGGCGAUACGUGGUGGUUCCGACACGUGGCUGCGCUGGGAGGGGUGGCGAACGUGCUGAUGAUGAUGACGGACGAAGCAUUGCGCCGUUUCAUGCUCUGCUGUGACGAUCAGCAGCCGAAGCUCUUCUUUCAGCCCCGAUGCAAGCUGGCUGAAUUCUGA
Messenger RNA from Pseudozyma hubeiensis SY62, 1875 nucleotides. Its product is annotated as glycerol uptake protein 1. NCBI's taxonomy places the organism in Eukaryota, Fungi, Basidiomycota, Ustilaginomycetes, Ustilaginales, Ustilaginaceae. The record is from RefSeq and is a predicted model, not a curated record. Gene Ontology annotation, cellular component: endoplasmic reticulum. Gene Ontology annotation, biological process: GPI anchor biosynthetic process. Bases 1 to 1875 code for a protein of 624 amino acids. The transcript has 2 exons.